Messenger RNA from Corylus avellana, 1005 nucleotides. Its product is annotated as U2 small nuclear ribonucleoprotein auxiliary factor-like protein. Lineage: Eukaryota; Viridiplantae; Streptophyta; Magnoliopsida; Fagales; Betulaceae. The record is from RefSeq and is a predicted model, not a curated record.
AAACAGAGGUCGACUCUAUUGCGUUAUAGAUCAACUACAUUGAGCUUGGAGAGCAAGUAGUGAGUGUCAAUGGGGUUUGAAGGCUUCGAGCCCAUAUUCGGCGAGCCCAAGGUGGAGUGGGUCGCGGCCCAGGAUUCGCUUCCGUUGCGUCCCUUUUUGUUCCAUGCCCAUGCUCCUGAUCCUUCCCACCUCCGAAUCCAUGUCACUGAUUUCCACUCUAGUACGUGGGAGGCCGUUCGAUCGGUUGUGCAGCUCGAGGACAUGAGGGACAACAUUGGAAUAGGGGGCUCUUGGUCUGAGUUUGUUGACUAUGUUAUAGCCUCCAUUAAAUCUGAAGAAUUAAAGCUUGUUAUGGAGGGACAUUCAAACUCUGAUGGUGCUGCACAUGCAAAAUUAGUUGCUCAGAAAUCGAAAGGCAUGCCACGGAUUUCCAUUUCUCUCACAAAACUCGUGGACUCUCCUGCUAGUGAGGCUAUGGCAAAUCUCUCUCUGGAGCUCUUCAAAGCUUUCAAAAAUGUGCGGUAUUCAUUGGUAGAAGAGCAAGAGCGCUCUCUUCAGUUGACAAAAGUGAUAUCAGCCGAGAAGGAAAGGAGUGAAAGUAUACAGAGCCAGCUGGAGCUGUACUCAAAUAGGCAGAAGUUUCAAAAAAUGAAUACCUCUGACAGAGCAGAUGUGUCUGCUCCUCUUAUGAGUAAUGGUUUGCAAAAUUCUCCAGGAAAAGCAACAGCUCGAGAUACAGGCUCAACAAAAGUUACCAACCGUGUUGUGCCAACAUAUCGCAGGGCAAAAGUAAGAGGUGUUUUGCUGCAGGACACAGAAGAUGACAAAGAUGCGUAGAACCUAAGAUCUGGGAAAAACUUAGUUCACCAAGUUCUGUAAAUAAAAGGUUUUAAGGUUUAGAACUCUAAUUCUGAUAAAUUAUUACUAAGAAAAGGAGAAUUCCCACUAACAGAUAGGUCCGGAGUAUCUUUGAGUACCAUGAUUAUGAAAAUGAGAAUUGGUUAA